Colletotrichum spaethianum is the source of this 702-nucleotide messenger RNA. RefSeq lists its product as uncharacterized. NCBI's taxonomy places the organism in Eukaryota, Fungi, Ascomycota, Sordariomycetes, Glomerellales, Glomerellaceae. Bases 1 to 702 code for a protein of 233 amino acids. The transcript is spliced from 3 exons. The record is from RefSeq and is a predicted model, not a curated record.
AUGUUAGCACCAGCAGCUCGAUUUUUCCCGAGGUUUGCCUCAGGGAAAGCAUUCUUUCGCCCAGUUUCCAGUCUGUCGUCGAACCCUCGCAUUAAAGUUUUCCCCGCCGAUGCAUCGCGAGCUUCGUUUCUCCUCUCAUAUCUCGAAGAUGAGCCGCCCAAUCAGAGGCUAGCUAUCGGAUUCUCUGCGACAGAUCCCCCGACUCCACGUUCGUUCACUGAGAACCAGGCAUUCACCAAGAUACUGUAUGAAGUCCUCACCGAGAACGCGCACAAAGACAAGGACCUCUUAGCUCAGGCGCAAGCUUUUGCUGGCCCUGGCGGGGCCAAUCUCGGCUCCGGAGGAGCUUUUUUCUCGCAGAAGAAUACCAAGCGCUCGUCAAGCAAGGUCGGCGGCGGCGGCGGCGCCGGAGGCAGCGGUGCUGGCGGUGCCAGUGCCCAAGGAGGCGCUGGUGGAGGCGGGCACGGUGGUUACGUCCACCUUAGCGACUCGAGAAACCCUCCCGACUUUGGCCGGAUUGCAUGGCCCGAAGACAUCUUGGGCAGUGUUGAGGUUGAUCAGCGUGGCAAUAUCAUUGGGCAGCUCGAGCCUAGUGGGACGUAUCGUAUCAUCACCAACGAGGGAAUCCUUGGACUUAGUCCGUUCCUCACAGAGAAGCUCAUUGAGAGACUUCGUGCAGAAGACAAGAAGGACAAGUCAUAG